Molecule: messenger RNA, 1752 nt
Organism: Penicillium paradoxum
Lineage: Eukaryota; Fungi; Ascomycota; Eurotiomycetes; Eurotiales; Aspergillaceae
Product: serine/threonine-protein kinase
Exons: 5
Coding region: 1-1752 (583 amino acids)
Biological process (GO): protein phosphorylation; regulation of mRNA processing; spliceosomal complex assembly
Molecular function (GO): protein kinase activity; ATP binding
Source: RefSeq, a predicted model, not a curated record
AUGGAGGGAGUCGAUCUUACCAAGGCGAUGCUCAACAAGGGUAAACAGAUGGCAAACGUCGCAGCUUCAGCUGCCAAUGGCAGCGCCGGCAAGAAGAGGAGAAAGGGUACCGACUUGAAGCCCAUCCUCACGAACGAAGGGAACCCUGCGCCCGGCGCAUCCUCCACAGAAUCGACCGGCGCUAUUCCCUCAAUUUCCAAAGCACCCGGAUCGCGCUCUUCAUCUUCAUCGUCGGGCGAAGAGCUCGAGGCCACAGCGGAGGAGGAGGACUCUGAAGAUUAUUGCAAGGGCGGAUACCACCCCGUCGCUGUCGGCGAGGCAUACAACAAUGGUCGUUAUAUCAUUGUGCGCAAACUUGGAUGGGGUCAUUUCUCUACAGUCUGGCUGUCGCGGGACACAACCACCAACAAGCACGUCGCGCUAAAGGUGGUUCGGUCCGCCGCACACUACACUGAAACCGCGAUCGACGAAAUCAAGCUUCUUAACAAAAUAGUUCAGGCCAAACCCUCGCAUCCUGGUCGGAAGCACGUGGUCAGUCUGCUGGACUCCUUCGAGCAUAAGGGGCCGAACGGUGUUCAUGUCUGUAUGGUGUUUGAAGUUCUGGGCGAGAACUUGUUGGGUUUGAUCAAGCGCUGGAACCAUCGCGGUAUCCCCAUGCCGCUAGUAAAGCAGAUCACAAAACAGGUGCUGCUAGGCUUAGAUUAUCUCCAUCGCGAGUGUGGCAUCAUUCACACGGAUCUGAAGCCGGAGAAUGUGCUGAUCGAGAUCGGAGAUGUGGAGCAGAUCGUCAAGGCGCAUGUGAAGGAAGAAGCUAAGAAAGAGGCCAAAGAGAAAGAGGAUAACCGAAAUGGACGGCGACGACGGCGCACACUUAUCACAGGCAGCCAGCCGCUCCCUAGUCCACUGAACACCAGCUUCAGUAGCUUUGACUUUAAACACAGCUCCUCCAACUCACACAGCAGCCUCAGCCAGAUGGUCAACGAAUCUUCAACAUCUUCUACAGAAAUUCCAUCCAUGAAAGAGCUACUCGGCGUGAAGGACGAAGACCAGAAGCAGCAUCAGCGAGAGAAGACCGCUGAUCUUUUGGAGCGAGAGGUGUCUGGAAUUUCUCUCGAUAAAGGCUCUUCGAGCAAAUCCUCAGAAGAUGAAAUUGACGUCAACGUCAUUUCUGUCAAGAUUGCAGAUUUAGGCAAUGCUUGCUGGGUCGGCCAUCAUUUCACCAACGACAUUCAAACCCGUCAAUACCGCUCGCCUGAAGUUAUCCUAGGUUCUAAAUGGGGUGCAAGCACUGACGUGUGGAGCAUGGCAUGCAUGGUCUUUGAACUCAUCACCGGAGACUAUCUCUUCGAUCCCCAAUCAGGCACCAAGUACGGCAAAGAUGAUGACCACAUUGCCCAAAUCAUCGAACUGCUCGGUCCCUUCCCUAAAUCACUUUGCUUGUCCGGCAAAUGGUCUCAAGAAAUCUUCAACCGUAAGGGCGAACUACGCAAUAUCCACCGACUUCGUCACUGGGCCCUGCCAGAUGUUCUGCGAGAAAAGUAUCAUUACUCGAUGGAGGAGAGCAUGCGUAUCAGCGAACUUCUACUGCCCAUGCUUGAUUUGUCACCGGAGAAGCGGGCCAAUGCUGGCGGCAUGGCAGCUCACGAGUGGAUAAAGGACAUUCCCGGUAUGGAUGGGGUCAAUCUGGGCAUUGCCCCUGGAACCCGUGGGGAGGGUAUUGACGGGUGGGCUACCGAGGUCAAGAAGCGAUGA